Messenger RNA from Drosophila gunungcola (fruit fly), 1404 nucleotides. It is a transcript of the gene tsl, whose product is annotated as torso-like protein. The record is from RefSeq and is a predicted model, not a curated record. NCBI's taxonomy places the organism in Eukaryota, Metazoa, Arthropoda, Insecta, Diptera, Drosophilidae. The transcript is spliced from 3 exons. Bases 76 to 1137 code for a protein of 353 amino acids.
UUUCAGUUUGGUUUUGAGUCUGCGCGCUGGAAGUUGUGCUGAUCGCGUUUGGAUUCUAAACUUGCAUGCUGAGCGAUGAGGUCGUGGCCUGGCCUUUUCUGGCUGCUGACCCUGGCUCUCCUGGCGGAUGGAGGUCGUCGCGAGUCCCAGCUUCGGAUCGGCAAGGCCAUUAAUAUAUUCCUGCGCUACGGAUACCUGAGCAUCUCCAUGCGCGUAAUACCCCUCAAUGACAAUGUGGAGCCGGAGCGAUGGGUGUUCAAGGAGCCCACGAGGAACAUUUACAGAAACUUGACUGGCCUGGCGGAGAGUAAUGAGGACACCACGCCCGGAAUCUUUCACGGAGACUUUCACAUGGAGUUCUGCGAGAAUCGACGGCAAUUGUUCCAGGCCUAUUUUCGGGAUUUCUCCAUCGAGCGGAUGGGCAAACCGUGGGAGGCGUUCUCGGCCGGAUGGUUUCCGGAUAAUGCGGCCAAGAGGCUGGGCAUCAAUACGUCGUUUAUCGUUGGAGAUUACUCCUAUGUUUUGGUUAGGGUGGUGCGCUUCAGGGAAACAGGUCGUUUUAAUGCCGAGAUCCCAGUGCACCAGGCAAUGGAACCGGAUGUGAAAGCACGAAUGGAUCAAAUGCAAGUCGGGAACCUAAGUUCCGCCAUCCAUUUUAUGGAUCAUGUGGGCACCCACUACGUGAACUCGUACACCACCGGCAAUUCACUGUACCAGGUGUUCGUGUAUAGCCGCAAGAACUACAGCAUGAUCAAGGAGCGGAUCAAGAGUAAGGGCCUGAAUGGGCUCUCCAAGCUGGAUCUGUACAACUACUUUGCACCCUGGUUUGCCGCCCAUCUUGGCCAGAUUCGAUCGGCCAGCGCCAAUGCCACCGUGGAGCGAUGGGCACGGAGAAAGCUGCAGUACGAGUACUAUGUGGUCAAGUAUGUGACCCUAUUAAAACUGCAUGGAAAUAGCACGUUACUGCGAUCGCUGGACUCGCUGCUCGGCAACGAUGCCAUCCUGCAGCUGGACCUCAAGUCCAUAAAACCCAUUUUCCGGGAGCAGCCGGAGAAGGAGAGCUGGUUCCACGAGGUGCUGGACAACCACAUGAAGCUCUGGGAGCUCAACAUGCCGCAGAGCCAUCCAAGCCGAUAGUCCGUAGAGAAUUGUGCCUCUAUUUGCAAUGAUUUAUUUAGUUAACUUUUAAAGAAUACAUAUUCUGUGCGAUAUCUGGCAGCCAAGGAUCAAUAGUUCCUAGAUGCUUAGUUGUAGUUAGGAGCGCUAGCGCGUAGUUAAUGUUCUGCCUGUGAUAGUUUUAGGUAGUUUAAUUGAAACAGAGUACACAUCUGACUUGCAUUUUAGCUGACUUAGCUCUUAAGAUUGCCUUUUUUAUACUCUAAUAAUACUGAUCAAAGUCUACAA